Molecule: messenger RNA, 2910 nt
Organism: Dermacentor silvarum
Lineage: Eukaryota; Metazoa; Arthropoda; Arachnida; Ixodida; Ixodidae
Exons: 10
Coding region: 1-2910 (969 amino acids)
Biological process (GO): protein processing
Cellular component (GO): plasma membrane
Molecular function (GO): metalloendopeptidase activity
Source: RefSeq, a predicted model, not a curated record
AUGGCAGCGGAACAGAAGACCACGCCGUUGGCUAAAAAUGAACGCCGACCAUCUGCUUCGCUAUACGACAUGCGCAACCUCAUGGUGUCCACUCCUCUAGGUUCGGCGGCUGGCGGGUUCCGAACCUUGAGGGCGGUGACGCCGUGGAGUGCAGAAGGACCCAACCCGACCACCGUGGUGGCAUCGGUGUUUGUCAUCUCUUGCGCCACAUUCGCCCUGGCGGCCAUGGUCCUCAGCAGCUGGGAGCACGGUUGGCGCGCCACCGACCCCCUGUGCACGACGGACGACUGCCGGCAGCACGCGCAGCGCCUGUCGCAAGCCCUGGACCGCAAGGCGGGUCCCUGCGGAGACCUGCAGCGCUUCACGUGCGGCUCCUGGUCGUACGACGCGCAGGUGCCUCUGGUCAAGAGCGUCGUCCAGGCGUCCGAGAAGUCCUGGUUCGGCCGCAUCGCCGAUCCGGCCUUCCUCGAUUCGCGCGGGACGCCGGCGACGGCCGCACAGUUCGAACCGUCGGCGGGCGUACGCAAGGCUGUGGAGCUGGUGCGCCAGUGUAUCGAGAGGGAAGGCGAGACGCCUGAGGCUACGGAGCAGCUAUGGCGUAAGUUUCUGGACGACAACGCGUUCAUCUGGCACCGGCUCAACGAGAACGUGACCGGCCACUCGGUUAGCGCCAUCGAGCGGCUCAUCGUGUUUGCGGUGCGCUGGCGGCUUCCCAUUUGGUUGGACGUGCACCUGACUCCAGGGACCGAAAGCGGAGCCCGAACCAUCCACCUGCUGGCCUCGCCUCUUGUGCCGCUUUUAUAUCGGAUUCACAACGAUCUGGGUUUUAUGUCGGCUGGAACACAGUGGGUGUGGAAGUUCCUGCUGUCCGCCGCGGGGCGCACCAUGACGGACGUCGAUAAAGAGUGGCUCAAGAGGACCAUGGUGCUUCACGCACGUGCGACGCAGCUCCUGUAUCGACUGAUGGAGACGCAGGACCUUCGGAAACCCGCGGUCAUUCCGCUCUCGAAGUUGGCGACGGUCGGUGGGUCGCUGUCCCCGCACAUGUGGUCGUCGGCGCUGCAGGCGGCGUUCCAGCUGGACCCGCCCGUCACCGCGGACCGGGACUCCCUGCACGUGUCCAACGUCCGGCUGCUGGAGACGCUGGAGCUGCUGUUCGCCGAGCACGGCGAUCGCCAGAUGCUGGUGGACGUCGAGUGGUCCGUCGGCCAGCUGUUCGGUCCCUUGAUCCUCUCCAAGAUGGUGCACGUCCUCAGGAACGACCGGUACACGUCGGGCUUUCUGGAGCGACUGUGCGGCCAGCACGUGGAGUCCGUGUUUGGCUACGCCCUGGCACAGUACGACAAGGAACUGCGCAGUACCGAGGAACGGGAGAGGCUCUACGAAAUGCUCGGCGUCAUCAAGGACACCGCCGUGGAGAAAGCGAGCGGCGCCGUGUCGAUCGCGUCGCCGGAGCUGAGGGCGGCCAUCGUGAGUCGCGUGAACGCCACGAGGACCGUGGUGUGGGGCGAUUCCGUAGACGUCUCGGAGGCCGCCAACAAGGACUCGGCGGAAGAGAGGCAGGACCAGGAGUGGCUCAUCUUCUGGACAUUCUACGCCAACGUGCCCGUCGACGGGACGCUGUACUUCGAGCGAUGGCAUUCGGCCCUGCGAUACACGCUCGAGUGGCGCAGCCCGCUCAAGCACGUCCUCCUUCAAAGGCUUCGUGGCAUUUGCUUGGAUAGGCUCGUCCAGUACGACCCCGCUGCGAAUGCCGUCGUACUAUGCCCGUCGUGUUUGAGCGCGCCGUUCUUCUACGGCCGCGCACAGAAUUCUGUGCUGUACGGCGGCCUGGGCUACCUGUACGCGCGUGCGCUGGCCUCGGGCGUGGACUACGCGCCUCCCUUCUGGUCCGUCACCGCCAACGCCACGUCGUCCCAGAUUGCAGAGUCGGUGACAGCUAGCGUGGUCGUCAAGCGAUUCAGGAGGAACGCGCCCCCGUUUCCCAAGGAGAACGUACCGCAUGGCUCGAAUACCUCAACACUGAAAGCUGCCUCGAUCGACAACACGAAAGUAAUCUCGAACGGGCUACCAUCGACAUCGAUAUCUCCAGCGCGGAGAGUGCGCGAAGAAGAUGGAACGCCUUGGUCCGCAACGCCAGUAUCCUCUACAGCAAAGUCGAUCCCACCGCUCAACCAGACGUCGGUAGUCGUUGCAUCCUCCACGCCUGUGAUGCCGGUUCGGGCACAACGUUUCGCCACUGAAGCCGGUGCAGAAGUAUUCACGUCGAUCGCGAACCAGGCGUCGAUGGAUCAGACGCAGACGGACAUCUGCAAGUCGAGUACCCUAUCGCCGGCCCGUGUGUCUCUACGAAGAGUUAAGAGAGGAGCCCGGCACUAUGUGACGUCAGGGCGUUCCUCGAGCUCCACGAAAGAACCCUCUCGCCUUGAAGCAGCAUGGCCUCCAAGAUCGGGCGGCGCCCACGGGCUUUCAGAAGACGGCGGCUUGUCGUCUGGGCCGAAGUUGCCUGCGGUAACGCCGGGCGGCGCGACGUCCGCACGCGUCUCGAGGUUGAGCGUGACGUCCGCGCUUCAGGAGGAGGGUCCCUGCAGCAGCGAGGCUGCCGACGUCUCGUUUCUGGACGUAGCCGCGCUGGACAUCGCGUACGAGGCCUUCGCGAAGCUCCUGAGUCGGGGGGAGAACGUACGCCUCAAGGACCUGCCCGAAUUCACCACCGAACAGAUUUUCUUCCUGACGGCGUGCCACACCCGCUGCGAGCGGGUCCUGCGUCCGGAGAUCAGGGUCUGCAACGAUGCCGCCCUCAACGUCGGGGCUUUCGCCAAGGCGUUCAGCUGUCCCGCCGGAACGUUUAUGAACCCGGCUGUUCGCUGCCCGUUCACGUGGCCGCGUUCCUCGACGCUUGGACAAUAA